AGAACUGACUGAAUUGUCCAAAAGUUUAGAACCUCAAAAAAAGAAUGCCACUGGAUUUGUGCCGCCAGGAAGUUCUGUUCUACCGGAAACUUCGGAUGUGUCAAAGGUUUCUGAUCAACCGCAACUGUCUGUGUCCGUUGUAGAUGCUACUGUACGGAGCCGUCUGAUUCUUAAAAUUUCUCUGAAGAGACCUUCGGUUAUCCGACAGUUCCCUCCAGGUUGUGGAAGAAAUUCUCAUUCUUUGAGCAGAGAUUAUGCAAUACAAACCAAAGAGAAAGUUCAGGAAGGUGGUGCUACCAGUGAUAAAUUCAAAGGGAAUGUUGCCAGAGAAAUUGAUGACGAAGUCAGAGUUAAAUCUGAAGAGGGUUUUAAAAUGGCUGAACAAGUUCAAGUAAGAACAACUUCUGACAUUAAAUUAAAACAGGAAGUCAAGAAGAAAAUCAGCAUUAGAUUUUCAAGGCAGGCUAAUUUGUUUCGAUUAGACCCUAAUUCUCAGUCAGUUGGUGAUAAAGCUAUUACAGGGGUUGGAAUUCUAAGUGGGGAACUUGGUAAGGAAGUGAAGCGCAGCAAGGAACAGAGUUCCAAGAGAUUGUCUGAGAUUCAAGACGAAGUAGGUGCUAUUAAUCAAUCUCAUGGAACAGAAAUUGUUAGUUUGGAGCCUUCUGAUAAGAAGAUGAUUGUGCUAGCUUUGAUGGCUGAACCAUACUGUCCAUGGAGGCAAAGGAAAAUGGAUAUAACAUCUAUACCAACAAUUGGCACGCCAAGAAACAAGGCAAAGAAGCAUGAACUCAUGGCCAUGGUACAGGACAAAACUGCAACCAUUUCCAAGAAAAAAAGAGCUGAAUCAGAAAAUACAGAAGGAAAAUCUAAAAAGAAGAAAUUGUUUCCUGCCGAAAUGGAUUCUUAUCUAGGUCUGGUUCAAUUGGUUCCAAGGGACGAGGAUGUUAUUGUGGAGCAUGCUCAAGAGGAUGUAAAUGUUCUUGUGGAUAAAAAACCACAAGAUUUUGAAGGGAGCCUUAUUCCAUUUAGUCAUCAUGUUUCAAGGGGUAAAGGAGAUGGUGCUAAAGUUACCCGGGAAAAAGUCAGGGAGACUCUACGUCUCUUCCAAGUGAUUUUUCGGAAGUUCUUACAGGGAGAGGAAGCACAUUCAAAAGGUCAAGGAAACACUAUCAAGCGGAUAGAUCUACAUGCUUCAAAUAUUCUCAAGAAGGCAAACAAAUGGGUUAACACAGAGAAAUUCAUAGGUCCUGUCCCUGGGGUCGAAGUUGGUGAUGAAUUUCAUUAUAGGGUUGAGCUUGCUAUUGUUGGUAUUCAUGGACCGUUUCAGAGUGGUAUAGAAUCCAUGGAGAAAGAUGGAAAAGUUCUGGCCACAAGUGUUAUAGCCUCCGGUGGUUACCCUGAUGACAUGGACAAUUCUGAUGUAUUGAUUUAUUCUGGUCAAGGAGGAAGGCCAAUGGGUGGGAAGAAGCAAAAGCAAGCUGAAGAUCAAAAGCUUACGCGAGGAAACCUUGGACUGAAGAACAGUAUGGAUGCAGAAACUGUUGUGAGGGUCACCCGUGGAUUUAAGGACAUAAGUAGCUCUGAUUCUGCGGAUUCAAAGGGUAAGAUAACAAUGACAUAUACCUAUGACGGGCUUUACUUAGUGGAGGAUUAUUGGACAGAAUCAAGCUGUUAUGGUACUUCUAUCUUUAAAUUUAAGUUGAGAAGAAUUCCUGGCCAGCCAGAGCUUGCUUGGAAAGAGUUGAAGAAGUCAAGAAAAUCCAAAGUUAGAGAGGGUCUCUGUGUGGUAGAUAUUUCUCAAGGGAAAGAGAAGAUGCUCAUUGGAGCUGUGAACACCAUUGAUGAUGAGAAGCCUCAGCCAUUCACAUACAUUACUAAGAUGAUAUAUCCUGACUGGUACAAUCCUAUUUCUCCCAAGGGAUGUGAUUGCACCAAUGGUUGCUUGGAUUCCAAGAUAUGUUCCUGUGCGGCCAAGAAUGGAGGGGAGAUCCGAUUCAACCACAAUGGGGCCAUUGUGGAAGCGAAGCCUCUUGUUUAUGAGUGUGGUCCUUCUUGCAGGUGCCCUCCUUCUUGCUAUAACAGAGUCAGCCAACAUGGAAUCAAAUUUCAGCUGGAGAUUUUCAAGACUGAAUCGAGGGGCUGGGGUGUCAGAUCCUUGACAUCCAUCCCAUCCGGAAGUUUUGUAUGCGAGUAUACAGGAGAACUGCUUCAGGAUCAGGAGGCUGAGAAAAGAACUGGUAAUGAUGAGUAUCUAUUUGACAUUGGAAAUAACUAUAAUGAUCAUACUCUAUGGGAGGGACUUCCGAAUGUAAUACCAGACCUGCAGCCAAGUUUUCCUUGUGAAGUUGUUGAGGAUGCGGGCUACACCAUCGAUGCAGCUCAGUAUGGGAGUGUUGGAAGAUUCAUCAACCAUAGUUGUUCUCCCAACCUUUAUGCACAAAAUGUUCUUUAUGAUCAUGAUGACAAGAGAAUGCCCCACAUAAUGCUCUUUGCUGCUGAAAACAUUCCUCCCUUGAAGGAGCUGACUUAUCAUUACAAUUAUACAAUAGGUCAAGUUUAUGAUGCUGAAGGCAAUGUGAAGGAGAAGAGAUGUUACUGUGGUUCUGCUGAGUGCAGUGGGAGGCUUUAUUGAGCAUUUUGCAUCCUUGUCUUUCUUUCACUGUGUAAGUUUUUAUAUGCAUCUAUUACUUGGUUGUAAAUAAUUUCUUGCACUGUAAAUUUUACACCAUGGGUUUUGCUUCUUAGAAAUAUGAUACUCUAGUGUUUCCAAUAUGCUAGUCGCAGGUGCAGACUGGUCUCAGAGGGACCAUUCGUCAUGGUUGAUGAAAGAUUUCCAUCUUUUGUGAUAUUUUGGAUUCUAUUAUUGGCUCGAGCACCUCCUUUUAUAUA
Messenger RNA from Telopea speciosissima, 2889 nucleotides. RefSeq names its product histone-lysine N-methyltransferase, H3 lysine-9 specific SUVH6-like. The record is from RefSeq and is a predicted model, not a curated record. NCBI's taxonomy places the organism in Eukaryota, Viridiplantae, Streptophyta, Magnoliopsida, Proteales, Proteaceae. The transcript has a single exon. Gene Ontology annotation, cellular component: nucleus. The coding region runs from base 374 to 2632 and encodes 752 amino acids. Gene Ontology annotation, molecular function: histone methyltransferase activity; protein binding; zinc ion binding.